This is a messenger RNA of Alligator sinensis (Chinese alligator), 978 nucleotides long. Its product is annotated as olfactory receptor 2T11-like. Gene Ontology annotation, cellular component: membrane. Gene Ontology annotation, molecular function: G protein-coupled receptor activity; olfactory receptor activity. Gene Ontology annotation, biological process: G protein-coupled receptor signaling pathway. The record is from RefSeq and is a predicted model, not a curated record. The transcript has a single exon. The coding region runs from base 1 to 978 and encodes 325 amino acids. Lineage: Eukaryota; Metazoa; Chordata; Crocodylia; Alligatoridae.
AUGAAGAGUGGGAAUGAAACUUCUUCAGCAGACUUCAUUCUGCUGGGACUCCUGAGCCGGACCAAUGCACACAUGUUCUUCCUGGCCCUGAUAUUAUUAGCCUUCAUCGCUGCCUUGUCUGGGAAUGCUCUCCUCAUAUUUCUAAUCCAGGUGGACUCAUCCCUUCACACCCCCAUGUACUUCUUCCUCAGUCAAUUGGCCUUCAUGGACAUUUGUCAGAGUCUGAUUGUUGUCCCCAAAAUGGCAGUAGGCUUUCAGACCUCAGACAACACCAUUUCUCCAGUUGGCUGUGGGGCUCAGAUUUUGCUUGUGCUGACAAUGGGUGGAGCAGAGUGCCUCCUCCUGGCAGUCAUGGCUUAUGACAGGUAUGUAGCCAUUUGCAACCCCUUGCAAUACCCCGUCCUCCUGAGCAGGAGAGUCUGCCUGGGCCUCACAAGUGGGGUCUGGAUCGGGGCAACUACAGAUGCAUUGAUAUUUACAGCUUCUACUAUGCACCUGCCCUACUGUGGCUCUAAAAAGAUUAAUCACUUUUUCUGUGAAGUCCCAGCCCUGCUCAAAUUGUCCUGCACUGACACAUCCCCAUAUGAGACUUUGCUGUUUGUGACUGGAACUGUCCUGCUUCUCAUCCCCUUUUCCAUCAUCCUAGCCUCUUACGCUCACAUCCUUGCUGCAGUCCUAAGGAUGAAGUCAGCCAGACAGCAGAAAGCUCUGGCCACCUGCUCCUCCCAUCUGACUGUGGUGGUCAUGUUUUACGGGGCAGGCAUCUUCACGUACAUGAGACCCAGCUCCUAUCACUCACCAGAGGAAGACAAGAUUAUGUCUCUGUUUUACACCAUUGUCACCCCAGUACUAAAUCCACUCAUCUACAGCCUGAGAAACAAGGAUGUCUUAGGUUCCCUCAGAAAGCUGUUUGGUAGGGCUGUGAGGAAUUUUGCCCACUGUUUCGAUUUGACACUGUUUCGACUAAUCUCGCGCUAG